GAGAUAUGAGUUCAGACACUGUUGAAUUUAUUCUCACUAUAAUUUGUAUAGUAUUUUCAUAAAGUAAGUUUUGCUGUGCCAUGAUUUGUUUAUAAAAUUAGCUUUGAAUGAAUGAGUAGAUAUAACAUAUUCAAAAAAUAUAUAUAAUGUGAUACAGUUGGCAAUCAUUAAUAUUAAGAUAUUGUAGGUGGAAAUGAUAUGAUACAUAUUUAAUCGCAAAUUAAUUAAAAACAAAUUUACAAACUGUAUAUACCUUAAAAAAUAAAUGUGAUCUUUUAUCGAUAUACAGAAUGCAGAUAGUGCAUUUUUUUUGGAGUUUUAUUUGGUAUAUUUUGUUUAUUUGUCAAGUCAAUGCUGUAGAAUAUAAUAUAACAUUAACUCACGAUGGUCCUGUAGUAUUAGGUGGGACUAUUACAUUUAAAGCAGAUAUCUUUGAGAAUGAUGAUAGACCAUCAGGAACAUUUAAAUAUAAAUGGAGCGACAAUGCAUUAAAUCCUCAUAUAUAUGAGACAGGAGAAACAUCAAAUACAACAACAUAUUGGAGUUUAAAUAUUUUACAUGAAAAUUAUACAAUUGGAAUAUAUGAAGUUGAAGUGAUAGUUAGUAAAUUUGUUAUUUUAUGGUGGGAGAAACUUACUAGUGUUCGUGCAAAGUUUUAUGUCACUCAAUUUCUUAAUGGAGAUAUCAAAAUUAUACAAUCCAACAAAACAUCAAUAGAUACAUAUGUUUCUUCAGCAUCUGAAGCAAAUGUAACAAUAAAUAUAAGAAAAGGUGAUAUGGAUUAUUUGAUGAAAGCUACAACAGUAUCAAUUUAUUGGUUCAUAGAUUGCAAAUAUUUUGGUCAAACAAACGAUUUAAAUUUUCUCUACAAUUUUACAAAUCCUGAUAUAUCGCAUAUAUUAGAAGCUUUAAUAAUUGCAUCAUAUGAUUCGCUAACAACAUCUGUUUUACCAUCUACAAUUAUUUCACCAAUGACAGCUAUUCUUUCUAAUAAAACUGUGCAAAAUAAUAUAAUAUCAAAUAUUACAAAAGAAGAAGUGGCAAAUGCUAUCAUAUCUAAUAAUAAUUUAACUAUAAAAUUAAUAUCUACAGAAGUAACAGAAAUGCCAUUAAAUGAUGCAACAAAUAAUAUGUCUGAUGUAAAUAAUAUUUCUUUACCAUAUAUUUGUUCCAAUUCUUCAAUAAUUCCUCCAGAUCCUAAUAAAACAUAUGGACACUUUAUAAAAAAGAUUGAUGUUCGUGCACCCAUAAGAAAUAUAACAGUAGAGGGUACUAAUUGGAUUCAACCUUGGGAUAUGUUAUCUCUUAAUGUAACAUGCAAAGGUUCAGGACCUUUUAAUAAGUGCCUUCAGUUUCAAAGAGGGAAGUAUAAUAUUACUGGAAAUGAAACAUGCAACAAUAUAGAUAAUCUUUAUUCUUGUAAUUUUUCUAUUAUUCAUUAUUUUUUGGAACCAAGUAUAUACACAAUAUUAAUCAUAUUAAAUAAUGAUGUCAGCAAACAAAUUUAUCCUUUGACAAUAAAUAUUUAUAAAGUAACAACAAAACCACAAUUAUCAGUCAUAGUGGUACCUGUUUCUUGUUCACUUGCUGCUGUGGUACUCAUUAUUUUUGGCAUUGCAUAUUAUAUACAAAGUAGAGCAAAAUUUACUAUAGAAGUUGCAGAUUUUGAUUUUGGUCAGAAUAAUCCAGAGAUGGAAUAUAAAACAUUCACAGAACGAUUACGAGAUUCAAUUAAUAACGCCAUAAGACCAGGAAGCAAACGGAUAAGUGGUUAUAAACCUCUUACUAAUUCUCAAACUCUUCAAUGAUUAAAAUGGAAAAAAAAAAUAAUAAUCAAGUAAUGAAAUUAAAAGUCAUAA
Apis dorsata (giant honeybee) is the source of this 1859-nucleotide messenger RNA. RefSeq lists its product as uncharacterized. Bases 291 to 1808 code for a protein of 505 amino acids. The transcript has 7 exons. The record is from RefSeq and is a predicted model, not a curated record. Lineage: Eukaryota; Metazoa; Arthropoda; Insecta; Hymenoptera; Apidae.